GAGCUUUCACGUUCCAGUCGGAACUGACCAGCUGUGUAGGGUGUUUUUUAGCCGUAGGCUGCGUUCUUUAGCAUUUAAUUUUCUGGCCUGCUGCUGUGUCCGUGAUGUGUUCUGCUCGUUGGACGAGUGAAAGUCGAAGGUCUUGACGAUCCGCCGUCUACCGCCGCCUGUGAGGAUUCCUCUGCUGUGCUUUUACGUGUGCUCUCGAUCGCCGUGACAUGUUAGGCAUCCGUUGUGCGGCUUCCGUCGCUUCCAGAGCCCAUCUAUCGGCGAGAACGUCGCACGAUGGCCAGUCGACGACGAGCGUCGUUUAGGACUACACCGACAGCAGCCCGUCGUCGGUCGUCCUGAGCAACGAGCCUGCUCCGAUGACGCCACGGAUUUGAUCUGCGAUCAUCUGGCCUAAGUGUUUUCGGUUCGUUCUUCCCCAGCCGGUGUUUUCACGCCUGCUCCGUGCGAAGAUGGUGCAAAAGUAUCAGUCGCCCGUGCGCGUCUACAAGUACCCGUUCGAGCUUGUAAUGGCGGCUUAUGAACGGCGAUUCCCAACAUGCCCAAUGAUUCCCGUGUUCUUGGGAAGUGACACGGUUUCGGAGUACAAGAGCGAAGAUGGCGCAGAGCACGUUAUUGAACGCCGGUGCCGCCUCAACGUUGAUGCACCGUAUCUAUUGAAGAAGAUCAUAGGAGUGGAUUUUGUGUACUUUAUACAAAAGAACUCUUUAGAUCGGCGGCAGCGAACACUUAAAAUUGAAGCCUACAAUGAGAGCUUUUCGACACGAGUUGGCAUCAAAGAAAACUGCACUUACUCGGUGCACCCAGAAAACCCAGACUGGACCUGCUUUGAGCAGAGUGCCUCUCUCGAUGUCAAGUCCUUCUUUGGGUUCGAGAGUGCGGUUGAGAAGCUGGCCAUGAAGCAGUACUCCCAGAACAUCUCCAAGGGAAAAGAGGUCAUUGAGUACUACAUCAAUGAGCUUUUGAAGGAGAACGUCACAUACAUUCCCCCAUUCGAAGACAAACCCGGCACUGAAGGCAGUGGUGACGCCAAAGCUCCCACCCUGCGUGACAGCAUGCGGAAAAAGUCACUUGGCGAGAAGGUUACUUCACCAUCUGGCACCUCCGAGUCCCUUGCCACACAAGACGCAAACUUCAAACUGGAGUCUGAGUACAUUGAGCGGUGCCUGGGUUCACUCACUCCGUACCAGGAAUCCUGUCUGGUCAUGCUCAAGAAGUGGAUCACUGAGGCACACCAAGGAAAAGUUCCAAGUGACCAGAUGCUGGUGAGAUUCCUUCAGGCUCAAGACUUCAAUCUGGAAAAGGCUCGUGAGAUGCUCUGCCAGUCCCUUGUGUGGCGCAAGAAGUACCAGGUGGAUCGCAUUCUCAGCACCUACGACCUGCCAACUGUGGUGCGCGAGUAUUUUCCUGGUGGCUGGCACCACCACGACAAGGACGGCCGCCCCAUGUACAUCCUCCGCCUCGGGCAGGUCGACAUGAAGGGCUUCAUCAAAUCCAUCGGCGAGCAGGGUCUGGUCAAACUCACACUUCACCUCUGCGAGGAAGGCCUCAAGCGCACAGAGGAGGCCACCCACAAGGCUGGUAAGCCAAUAAGUGCCUGGACCUGCUUGCUCGACCUUGAAGGCCUCAACAUGCGCCACCUGUGGCGUCCCGGCAUGCGCGCUCUGCUCCACAUCAUCGAGAUGGUGGAGUCCAACUACCCGGAGACUAUGGGCCGCUGUCUGGUGGUGCGUGCACCACGAGUAUUUCCCAUCCUCUGGGCCCUCGUGGGAACGUUCAUCAACGACAACACGCGCUCCAAGUUCACCUUCUUUGCCGACACUGGAACCACCGCCCCGCCGGGGCUGGCUGAAUUCGUUGACCCGUCAUACCUGCCUGACUUCCUUGGGGGCUCAUGUCAGACGUCAAUCCCUGAUGGAGGGCUCAUCCCCAAGACGUUUUAUAUGUCCGAAGAGGACUAUGAACGAGAGAAGGCGGACGGCAUGCACCUCUUUGACGACACCAUGUACCACUCAGUCAGCCUGGCACGAGGACAGGUACACGAGGUGGUUAUAAAUGUGGCGGAUCAAGGCAGCGUCAUUUGCUGGGACUUCGACAUAAUGAAGGAAGAUGUGUCAUUCACCGUGUUGCACACGACACGGGAGCUUCCCCCACCCAAGACGGCGUCUAUUGAAUCUGCGGAAGGUGACACUGACGCUGAGGAGGAAACCGUAGGGUGCACCCAUUCACCCCUGCCGCUGAACAUGCUGACGCUCGACACGCCGCCGUCAUUGCUGCCGAAGAGCUGGGUGGCUGGAGUGGACUACAAGACAGUUGAGCCAUGCCUCACGUGCCACGAUGGUGAGAGUGUGCAGGGCUCCCAUGUGACCAAUGCAUCAGGCACAUACAUCCUCCAGUGGCGACACAUGGAGGGACCCCAGCACCACCCAUUCGAGUUUCCCUUGUCACCACACAAGGCCAAGGUGAUGUACUACUAUGAGGUCCUCAAGUCGCAGGACUACAAGGGAUCCGUGACCAGCCUGCAGUCGUCGCACAGUGGUAACACAUGCAACUCGUCAAGCGAUCACUCGUCCGCGCUAAGCUCGUGCCCGUCCAGGUGAUGCCAGUGAUGUCGGGACCACCUGCUCGUGCAAGUCCUGGCACCGUCUAAGGGAAGAUGACAGUUGGCCUCACCGAAGGACAUUGUGACCCUUGCCUUCGUACGAGGAGAGGGCAAGCAGCUGCGCUUGAAAUGACUGCAUCAACCGAUGCGUAGUUUGUGCACGCGACGUGCCUGGUGCUGUUUUACGUGAAUUGAGGCCACGAAUUACUUUGUGGUACAUCUGCAUAGGGCAGUAUGAUAAAUCCUGCAUCGUUAAAGCGCACAGGCUUGUGUAGGAGUGACCCACCCUAUUUUUCUAGCGUGUCCAUUUAGAGUCUUUCCCCCCGAGCAGAGCCUCUAGAUUUUUACGAGUCACGCUAGCUGUGGCACACACCCAAGCUGUAGCCACAGUCGUAUUUUACCUGUAUUCAUGAUUCGUCUUGGUCAGUUUUGUCUAACGUACCUGUAUACAUUUCAUUAAAUCGGUGACACGGCGAUCGCCAUUUUAAAGCAUAAUCCUUGUCAAGACAUUCUUUUACAGCCCGAGUGAACCAGCACUUCAAAAAUUCUGGGAUAGGCUCGUAGAAAGUGGCAUGAUGCGCCAAGCUGCAUUCAAUGAUGCUGACAUUGAUAUCACCAACCGGGAGAUUAUUUCUCAGUGUUAUCAGCAUCACCUGGCCUAUGCGCCUGGCUUAUGCACCUUGACCAUGCCUUGUAAUCCUUGGUACUGUUGUUUGGGAAAGGUGUUGUUAAGGCCCAAUUCGUGCGAGGCACAUUCCAAGAGCAGAGUUUAAAAAAGAGAAAGGGCCAAAUAUUUUUUUCAUUGUAUGGAUGUGAUGGGGGUAUCAAGAUUUAUCGUAAAAUCUUUGCAUUGUCCCUAGCAGAGAUGCUGUGACAAUGUUGUUGCCUAUCAAAGUAUUUUAUAUGCUGUGCUGUAAACAACUUGCUUAGCCAACAUUGUAUCUAAAGAACACAAUGUGCCAGCCACCUAAGAUGGGGAAGCUCUACCUCAGGCACUCCUAUCCAAAGUGUGACAGCGAACGGCUGAUAUAACGUGGAUGAAAUACGUAACAACUAAAGUAUAUUGCAAUGUGGAAGCACCAGUCCAAUUUAAACCAUUAGCAUAACUUGAGAGUUCCAUAAACUGGCUUAAAGAUUUAUGUGCCACUCAUAAUAUUUAAUAUAAAAAGUUAUAUACACUUGUUUCAUUGAGCUCAAUUUGGCCUAUCAGAUUUGCUGUAUCAAGUGCUAUCCUUAAAUGACUGGCACUUCUGUGAGAAAACAUACAGUAUGCCCAAUAGAAAGGCUCCAACUGUUAUAUAAUACCUGUGUCAUACGGCACAGUUUCGAAUGCUAUCGAGCCCUAGCGGCAUCAAAUUUCUUGGUUGCAAUUGGUUCCUCUGUGCAAGCUGUGGGGAGAGAGCCAAUCUCAACCGAGGAAUUCUAUCCUGAUCGGGCUUCAUCACAAUCGAAAGUGUACUGUGUGGCACCCCCAUUAAACUAUGUUCUAAAGUGGAGGUGCAAGUUUAAAGUCUGCCUUAUCUUUAAAAGCCAUCAUUUAUGGCGGUAUUUUGUUAAAACAUUAUGCUUGGACAUUCCGCUGAAAUAAAUGGCAACACAACUCAAGAUAAGGCCACUAAAAAAAAGUAUCCACAAAUUUGGUUGUGCUUCAGCGCCAAGCACGACAGGCAGGCCUGCUGUUAUCUCUGCAUUCAACAAUUGCUUCUUUACUUCUUUACAAGUUUUGUGUGCAGCAGUUCACCUGUGUCAUGUUGUAAUGACAUUCAGCGAAGCAUAUGCACUUCGGUGUACAAGGUUAUCUGUAUUUUUUUAGAAUGUUUUAUGAAAAAGACCAAACAUUUAUCACGAAAUGGUCCUUGAAAUAUGUGCAUUCUGAAUUAGAAAAAAAAAAAGGAAACAUUGUGGGCACAUUAUAACUUACUAAUUGCACUGCACGGUAAAUAAGAAAAAUGAGCUAUUGAAUUGGCUAAAGGCUAGUAUGUGCAAAAUUCUACAAAAGGCUAUAUUUUACUAGGCGAAGUGUUCAUGGAAAAUUACAGAAUGUACAAAGAUAAAAAAUAAUGGCACUUCUGAAAAAAAUUAAACUCUGUCAUAUAGUCAUCUCAAGUAUGAUAACCCUUGCUUAAUAGUUAAUGAACAUCGGUCUCACAAGUGCAUGUGCCCUUGAAGGGAAAUGACACAAAAUUUUUGUCUUUCUUUUUAUUUCUUUAUUUGCUUAUAUAAGUAACUGCAAACUCCGUAAUGAUAGUACAUCGUACAAUGCCUCAAAUCCUCAACCAUGCAAAGAAUCAUGAGUUAUACAUGUACUAUCUUUUAUUUGGGAAGUUGGCAGUUCUUUAUUGAAUACAGUUGACUUCUGUUAAUUUGACCUUAACAAGACUGACGGAAUUAUCUAGUGGGUCGUAUUAUUAAAAAAAAAAGAGAGUUCACGCACGAAUGCUUCAUUUUACAGUAUUUCCCUAAAUCUAACGCACAUCCAGUUUUUUAUCGGUUCAUAGUCAAUGUGCAUCCAGAUCUAAUGAGCAUCCAGUCUUAAAAAAAAUAUAUAUAUAAUGAUUCUGGCGAUCAGAAACUUGAUGAAACUUCCUCGAUUUCAGUCAGCCUUCUAUCGCUUUCUGCAGACUACAAAAUGCCACCAUCCUCACAGUCUGUUGCAUUUGAUAUUCCAUGUUUCUCGAACCACUUCAUUGUAAUUGUUGCAAACAAGAUGGUGAACAGAGCCUAGACUGGCUAACCGCUUCCGGUAUGCCCUGAGAUGCACACAAGCCUCUGUAGGUCGAAAAGCAAGUUGCACGACUGUUGGCGCUAGCCUAAUGAAGAAUAACCUUUUUGGGUGCGUCUUGUAAUGAAAGCCUGAAAAGAGUGCAUCAUUCUCGUGCUCCUAUGUGAGGAUUUGUUCUGCCGACAUCUUGUGAUGACAGUGGCAAAGGCACUGGCCCUUGACAGUAGGCUGUUGCUAAUGCCAUAAGUAUGGCUUCAGUUUUUUUAUCUGAUUGUAAUGCACUGGCUAUUUUUGGAGGAAUUUUCUUGGAAAAAAGUUGCACAUUAGAAUUGCAUAAGUACGGUAAUCAUCAAUUGUAGGCGGCCAUUCUUGCUUUGAAAUCUGCUGAAGGCAGGCUGAAAAUUUUUAUUUCUGGCAGGAGAUAAUGUGUCUUUAGUGCCUUCACUGUCCCAUAGCACCACCAAGACAGAUGUUGCAGUAAUUAGUGAGGUGUUACAAAUGGGUCAUUAUUGGGGCAGGGAGUGCGCCUGCUGACCAGUCAAGUUUGAAUUAUCCUAUCCUGUGAGGGCCAAUUUCGGGAUUGAAAUAACGAAAGUUUUGGUCUGCAAAAAUGCAGGGGCACUUGCCAAGACCUUGGUCGGAGUCAAAUUAACCCUUUAUUGAUGGCACAUGCAAAUACCAGUAAUUCAUUUACAUUUUCUAUCUAAAUGUGCAAGACACAUAUAGAGCAAGUAAGCACAGUCAACUAAAAGAAAAAAUAUCUUGCGGGAACUUUUUUCAGCAUAAGAGGUAAACACAAGAGGGAAAACUAGAAGUGGGCUUUGACCCCAAGACACUUACGGCUUCGUUUCAAGUUUGUACAGGCAGCUCUUGGUAUAUGUGAGCCGUGAGGGUACAUUCCAUUUGUUUUACAUCACAUGUGUGACACCACUGUAGCUGGCGAGCUUGCAUUGGUCUGUCGUCCUCUGCACAUGCUUUCCAAAAAACCAAGUCGCGUGCCAAACUUCUCCCUUCUCAUCUUGUGUUCCUGCUCUAAGUUAACAAAUUACACUUGCUGCCUAUCAUUCAGUGUUGGCUGAAGGCAUUCAGCCAGAAAGUUCGUACUUAGUACCGUAAUUCGGCAAGAAAAAAAAUGUUCUGGUAUGUUGCCUUUAGGCAACACUCGUCAAUAAAGGGUUAAAUGAAAAAUAAAAUAGCUAAAGUCAAAUUAAGAGAAUUCUACUAUGAAGUAGAAAUGAGAUAAAAUUUGUGUUUGUAUGCUUUCAAGUUAUAAAUUCAUACAUGAAAAUGUUAUCACCUGUAAUACUGAGAAAAAAGCAUUCGCAGCAGACACAACUAUUAGUGUCAGGGUCCUGAGAACCCGUUCAUAAGCGGUAUAAAUAGUAGCCAACCAUUGUUUGCAUCAUGAACAUAUAUGGUGUUUUGGAUGGAUAUCUCUAACCAUUGCUCUGUGGGCACCCCUUGCUUGGUCCACUGACUCGAAGCAGGCAGCACAACUGCACUUGAAUCUCUGUGGUGUCUGCUUUCUUUCAUGGCAGCGGACAGGGACGAACCGUACUGGUUUUUAUCACUCCGUUUAUCGCAAACAUAUUAAAUUUAAAGAGGAUACUAUGACUUGGCCUUCCCCGUGUUGUGAGGUUCGUUACACAGGUAAUAUUGAUGGUCAAGAUUUAUUCAGUCUUUGCCUAUCAGAAAUUGUCACUAGAAAAUUUUGAUAUCUAUGUCAUUUGGCCAUAGAGGAGUCCAAGAGCCUGAAAGCGUGUGCUUCCUUCAUUGAGCAGACCAUUUCUGCCUUGUCAUGAAGUCUACGUCUGAAGUCAAGCUUCCUUUCAUCUGCUAGCACCUCUUGCAAGUAAUAUGCGCAUGCUGGCACUUGCUGAUCUUAGUGACACUUGUAAUAACUGUUAUCGGCUCUAAUUUCAGUAUGUAGUACAUCUGCAGUAUUCAAACAGAAAAACAGCUAGAACUUGCACAUUUUCAGUGCCAGAUCAGUAGCAAAAGGCAGUGUGUAUGCACAUGCUUUACUAGAAGGUAAGUUACUCUGUCAUGUUUAGGUUAUAAACAUAGGGUUGCCAUGUUUAGGUUAAACAUAGCUUGCACCCAGUGAUAUCAGUAGCGACCAGUGAAAACAUUGCAUGACGUGGCACUUUGGCGGCAAAGCGAGAGGACGAGCAGCAUCAACAUUCCCUCUUGAGCUUCCGGCAGCCAAACCAGAAGUGUGCGGCUGUCUUCGACGACGACUGUCAGAUAACGCAGACUGUACCUUUGGCCACACACUGUGCUGCCAUUUGCGUUUCAUCUGAUAUUGAUAGCACAUGGUUGCCAUUGCAAAUACGAAAUUCUCUGCACCCCCAUGUGGUGGUUGGCAGUAACAUGCUAAAGCCAUUUGUUUAAUGUUGGAAGUUACGGUAGUGGCAUAGCCCUGUAGUAUGAGAAUGCUAGCUAAUGUGCUGAAUUUCUAGUAAGUGGGUACCUUUGAUGAGCUGCCGUGCAAUUCUACAGCGAUGUAAUGAGUGCCAAAGCACAUGUCUCCGUACUCUCAGCAGCACCUUGCCAAGCAAGUGACAGGCUUUGUAUUUUGUGUAGUCAUUACACUUGCACCGCCACCAAGACAGACUGGGUGGUCAAAGCCAGCGCCCACAAAGAGAAGUAGUUGUCUGCAGCAUGUGCAGUCGUUAUUUAGAGUGCAUAUAAUUUUGCGUGCCACUUCACAGCCUAUAGGGGAACCGGUAUUGGCCAGGAUGCACUACGGUGGUUGGAGUGUGCAAUUUAAAAAUGCUGACACCAUCCGGCAGGCACACCACUGAAAGAACAGAUGUUUCAAACGAUAACAAACACACCUGUAUCAACAUUUGCUAAUGCCUGAGGCAUCAAGCCAAGCUCUGUUCAUAUGCAUAUGCAUUCCGUGAGUGCAUGCACUCCUAUAUUCUAGCACGUUGGCCUCAAUACGAGCACAUGUUCUAGCACAUGUGCCUCGAGAUGAGCGACGAAUUUGCUGACUCAAUAUCACUGCAUGUGCUACUAAAAACUGUUCCCUUUGCCCACUAGGCUGUUUGUUACUGUGGUGCUGUUAGCACGCAAAGUUCCAGCACUAGUUGCUCAUAGGUGGCAAGACAGCAGUCCAGUAUGGCGGAUGAUGAGAUGAUCACAACACUGCUAGAAUGCAUGUGUAUAGGGAAGUACGGAGCUCUCCGUGCAGCAUCUCCUCUUAUGUAGAUUUUAUUGCCUGGUAGUGAAGCAAUAAGACAUUGUCAUUGCUGAAAAAAUCUUGAGCAUGAAUGCAUCAGUAUUAAACACUAAAAUGUAAUUGUAGACGCUGCGAGUGGCAGCCUGUAGCUUGGCACUAAAGCCAAAGUUCGUGACAAAGCCCAAAAUUUGACAUAUGCUACCCAGUAAAGCACUAAAUAUACCUGGAGAUAUGCCUAAUUGUUGUUUUACUUGAACUGUAAAUCACCAUAGCAUUGAUAAGUAUUUUGUUCAUCGUUGGUUUAGGGCCGUGAAAGUCUGCCUGUUUUGCCCCAGCGUAUUGCUACUGGGUAUGAAGUGAUUCAAUGGACAAAGUACAGUUUGCGCUAGUGUAAACAAACAAGCAAAAGUAGUUAAAGAAUUGUGUUUUUCACAUUGUAGCCUAACAGGAAAAGUGAUUCUGCAAGCGUACAAGUCCUCGCGGUCCAUUGCGCUCCCAUUUUGAGAAGCGAACAAAACCUCUUUAAUUUCAAAAUACGUAAUUGUGCUUCCUAUUUCUUUUAAAGAUAUCCCUUUUCCAUUUUGCUUUUCCUUCUUUAUGAACAGUGGAAGAAAAGAUGCUAGGCUAGGGCCACAAAAGGAUUGCCACAAGAGAUCUGGCAAUUGUAGGAAGGGGCAAUUCUUCAGAUACAGGAACGAUGCCACAAAUACAGGCUUUCUCCAUGAGGGGCACUGAGUGGCUGCAUGCUACUUUCUGUCACAUUUAACCUUUAAAAGAUCUUUCUUUCUUUCUUGGUGUGUGUGUGUGUUUUAGGGCGUGAUGCUGUGCUCUGCACUUGCUGGAAUGUCCCAUACGAAACUUUCAUGCCUGCUCGUUUAUUCCUGAGCAGCUUAUCCCACGGAACGAAUGCUACGAGUGCCCCAUAGGGUAUUUUCUCGGAUAAGCCACUGGCUCUGUCGCACUCGAAAUUUCACAGGGAGGUGAUGCAGUUUAAUACAACAUUUGGGUGCUUUACUUGCCUGUUUCGUCUCCGGAAUGUGUCCCGAGUUUGCUUCAGCUGUGGUGAUGGCAGACAGAAAACAGAAUUUACAGGAAUGGAACGAUGGCACUGUCUCAUUGUUUGGGUGAGGCAUGGCAUGCGCCUUGUUUAGCCAUUGCAGUGCAGCGUCAAUAUACUGUGCAAUGGAAUGUGAAGCACUUCUGUGCCCUGCAAAGCUUUGUGUCUGCUAGCUAGCUCACUCCUGCUGUAGCUUAAACCAUCCCCCUUGUGAUAGAGCCUCCCUUUAGCUCUUUUAUCCCGCCAUAUGCCAAAUGAAUAGAUGUGGCUGCUUUGACAACUUGCUCUUGCGAAAUUUACCCCCGUUAGGCUUGUGCGUACCAGAUUCUUCCAAACAUGAAUUGUUGCCCCCCGUUUGUGACUUUGGUGUGCUUCAUUAUGUAAGUCUUCCACUGGUGCUAUUGUUGAGACCAGCCAGAAAGCCACAAGGUUCCAGGCAUCUUAAGCUACGUCCAUGCAUGUUACAUUAGAAAGCCUUCGAGAGUAGCAUUGUGCAGUACAUAUCUCUUGUUGUCCAUAGAUUCCUGCCCGUAGCAUCUACAGCACCAAAAAUUGUGGUGUGUUCUUGGUGCUUCCUCCACAUUUUCCCGAGGGUGUGUCAUGCGUCUGAUGGUGGUGUAUUGGGCAAUCACAUUAACAGAAGAGGGUGUUUGUUCCCCCAGUGGAACUACGUAAGAAGUUUUCAGAUUUGUGCAUGCAGGCAGGCACAUGUUAGAUUGAACUGCAAGGCAUAGAAAGCAGCCUAGCAAAAGAAAAAGGUAUGGUGCAGAAAGGUGCUCACUACUUUCCAGCUGAUAGAUAUCAUCUGAGAGUAGUAAAAUGUUGCACAGUACUUGUAUCAUGGUGAUUGAAGAUUUGCUGUCAUUAUUGCUUCCUUUAUUGUUUGCAUCAUUCAGUGCUAACAUUUUUAGCUAUUUGUCUGGUCUGUGAACAGCAACUGUGGCAACACCAAUUUAGCUCUCCUGUUGCCUGUUGAGCUGCUGAACAUGUAGUGCUUAUGUAGUACAUGUUUUGGACAGUGUUACUAUGAAUGUGAACACAGAAGGCGACUAACAUGUUGCUGCACACCCUUAAGCAGCGCUAACGACACACAGCCAAUUGUGAUGUUGGUAUUGCUCUGUUACAGGUGGCUCAGAUAUGCUUCCGAUAUUAGCCUGCAUUUAGCUUUGGGACUUCCUUUUAUAGCUCAUCUCUGGUGUAACUGCUGAACUUGGCCAGUUUGACCUAAGGUCUUCUUGCUUGCAUCUGCUUAUUGCAGAUUCAGUCUUUGCUUACUCUAAAGAAGUACUGUUCAUUUUUACCUGUGUACUUAAAAAGCUUUCUGUAACAAGUCGUUUGCUUCUUUGUGAUGUAUAAAAAAGAAAGAAAGAAAAAACAGCAUGAUCACAGUGCGAAAAAGUUGUGAACUGAGUGCAUCAUUUUUGUUGGAAGUAAGGUGCGUUUUCCAGAUGUGUUAUAAGUGAAGUACACCCAAAAUAAAGUAUUCAGCGUAUUUUUAAAAGCA
Messenger RNA from Dermacentor andersoni, 11081 nucleotides. The record is from RefSeq and is a predicted model, not a curated record. NCBI's taxonomy places the organism in Eukaryota, Metazoa, Arthropoda, Arachnida, Ixodida, Ixodidae.